Messenger RNA from Hydra vulgaris (swiftwater hydra), 1207 nucleotides. RefSeq names its product PIH1 domain-containing protein 1. The record is from RefSeq and is a predicted model, not a curated record. Gene Ontology annotation, biological process: box C/D snoRNP assembly; rRNA processing. Gene Ontology annotation, cellular component: cytoplasm; R2TP complex; ribonucleoprotein complex. Lineage: Eukaryota; Metazoa; Cnidaria; Hydrozoa; Anthoathecata; Hydridae.
UAUUAUAACUUAUUUUACAUUUUAUGUACUUAUACUACAAAGUAUAAAAUCUUAUAAAUAAUGAGUAGAAGUGAAAAUUUGUUAACUGGGGAGGUAGACAGUUCUUCUUUUUUAUAUAAAAAACUACUUUUUGAUUACAAAGACAAUUUCGGACAAUCCAAUAAUGAUCAAGAAUAUAAUUUGGUUGCCCCAAAACCAGGCUGGUGCUUAAAAACAAAAGUAGAUAGUGGCGAAAAAGUUUUUAUAAAUAUAUGCACAUCUGAUCUUGUUUUAAAACCAAAAGAUUUGACAGAAAAUGAGGUGCGGAAAAUUGUUGAGUCAGAAGAUCCUACUAAAUUUAGAAUCCCAAUGGGUAUUGGUGAGCCUCAUAAAGAGAAAGAUAAGUCUGAUAAAGAUGUGAAUGCAUAUGAUAUUGUGAUUCAUCCAGAGUUUUUCGAAAAAUGCAAGAAGAUCCAGUUUUUUAAAGAAUUCUUUAUCAUGUUAGUUUUUGAAGGGAUUGAAAAUAAGUUCAAUAUUUCUUUAUCGCGGGAGUAUCGUAUAUUAAAGAAUCGUAAAGCUGUUGGUUCUUUAAGGAUGCAAAAUGUACGAAGUAAAGCUACUCCAGUCAUAAUGGAUAUGGAUUCAUCAAUGUAUGAACUUGAGAAAGAAGCCAUUGCACAGCAAAAAUUUUCCAUAUCAGAAGUGUCAACAAAGAAGUUUUCUUUAAAAGCAAAUCUUACUCCUCCAACAUAUACAGUGAUUCAAGAACCACCGCAUGGUUAUCCAAAUUUCCUUGUCAUAGAAAUUGAUCUUUUGAAAGAGAACAGUUCUACUAACUUUCAAUUAGACAUUGGAGAAGACUGCUUGAUAUUUCAAAGUAAUAUAUACUUUUUAGACAUUACCUUACCUUUUAAUGUUGAUAACGAGCAGACUGGUGCUCAAUUUCACUGCAAAACUAAGAAAUUGACCGUGACAAUGCCUGUCUUACCGAUCGGCGUCUGAAUAUGACAAUAUGUAUUUUUCUAAUAACUGUUUAUCAAUUUGUUUCAAAAAAAAAAAAAAAGUAUCUGUAUUUAUAUAAAGUUGUAUAUAUGGUUGAAUUAGAUUUUUAUCUUUAUGAACUUGCGAUAUCCUAUACUCUGUUUAAAUUUUUGAGUAGAAUGUUUAUAAAACAUUAGACUGUUUUUUACAAAAGAUCAAUCGGUGUAGUAUUAGUUUUCUAGGAAAA